AUGUCGAUAUUAAAUAUAACGUUUAUAAUUGUACUCUUUUCGUGCUUAUAUAAUCUAGUCAAUGCUGGUCCCUAUAUUGGUGGAUAUAUCGGUGGUGGUAUAGGUGGACUUAUUAUAUUAAUUCUUGAUAUUAUUGCAAUUUUUGAUGUCCUUCGAACACCUCGUGCUAUUCUUGGAAAAUUACUUUGGAUUUUAUUGAUUAUAAUUUUUCCUAUUGGUGGAUUACUUAUUUGGUUAAUUUGUGGACGAAAAACAACACCAGUUAUUUAA
Messenger RNA from Adineta steineri, 270 nucleotides. NCBI's taxonomy places the organism in Eukaryota, Metazoa, Rotifera, Eurotatoria, Adinetida, Adinetidae. The record is from the annotation of a GenBank genome assembly.